AUGCCUCGGGGCCAGAAGAGCAAGCACCGCGCCCGAGAGAGACGAGAGAGACGCCACCAGGCCCAAAGCGAAGCCCAGCAGCUUAAGCAACCGGAGGCCACCACCGCAGCAGAGGCAUCAGAACCCUCGACUUCCUCUGCAGCAGUCGGGGGUGCUUCCCCCAGCUCCUCUACUUCUGGUUUACCCCAGGAGCCUCAAAGGGCCCGAUCCUACACCACUCGGGGUGGGGCCCAUGGCUCUGGCAAAAGAUCUGGUAAAGGUGCCCAGAGGCAGGGGAACAAAAGGCAGAAUUCCCCGGGGGUUGCUGGAGCCCCUGAGAGUGCAAGGAGCACAAGCAGAGAUCCUGUAAGCAGGAAGGCAGGAAUGCUGAUGCAGUUCCUACUGUUCAAGAAUAAGAUGCAACAGCCCAUUAAGAGGGUAGACAUGCUAAAGCUUGUCACCAGAAGGUUCAGGCAGCAAUUCUCAGAUAUCCUCAAGAUAGCCUCUGAGCGUCUAGAGCUGGUCUUUGGCCUGGAGUUAAAGGAAGUAAAACCCAGGGGUCAAAUCUAUACCCUUGUUGCCAAGCUAGAGGACACCAGUGAAGGAGGCCAAGAUAGUGUCCGGGGUUUCCCCAGGAAUGGGCUGCUGAUGCCCCUCCUGGGUGUGAUUUUCUUAAAUGGCAACUCUGCCACUGAGGAAGAGAUCUGGCAAUUCCUGAAUGUUUUGGGGGUAUAUGAUGGGAAGAGUCAUGAAAUCUUUGGGGAGCCCCGAAAGCUCAUCACUGAAGAUCUGGUGAAUGAAAACUACCUGGAGUACCAACAGGUGCCCAACAGUGAUCCUCCUUGCUACCAAUUCCGGUGGGGUCCUAGAGCUUUCGCUGAAACUAGCAAGAUGAAAGUCUUGCAGUUUUUGGCCAAGGUCAAUAAUACUGAGCUCACAGCCUUCCCAACCCUUUACGAAGAGGCUGUGAGAGAGGAGGAGGAGAAAGCCCAAGUCCAGGCCGCAUCUGGCACUGCAACAAAGGCAUGUCGGGGCCCUAAGGCCAAGGGGGGCAGCCGUUCUCAGCAGCAGUGA
Ochotona curzoniae (black-lipped pika) is the source of this 1053-nucleotide messenger RNA. It is a transcript of the gene MAGEB2, whose product is annotated as MAGE family member B2. Gene Ontology annotation, cellular component: nucleus. Bases 1 to 1053 code for a protein of 350 amino acids. NCBI's taxonomy places the organism in Eukaryota, Metazoa, Chordata, Mammalia, Lagomorpha, Ochotonidae. Gene Ontology annotation, biological process: negative regulation of transcription by RNA polymerase II. The transcript has a single exon. The record is from RefSeq and is a predicted model, not a curated record.